Messenger RNA from Cucurbita maxima (winter squash), 984 nucleotides. Its product is annotated as IMPACT family member in pol 5'region. Lineage: Eukaryota; Viridiplantae; Streptophyta; Magnoliopsida; Cucurbitales; Cucurbitaceae. Gene Ontology annotation, biological process: regulation of translational initiation. The record is from RefSeq and is a predicted model, not a curated record. Gene Ontology annotation, cellular component: cytoplasm. The coding region runs from base 29 to 778 and encodes 249 amino acids. The transcript is spliced from 6 exons.
UCCAACUGAGAAUCGGAGGCUCCAUCAAAUGCCCGUAGCAAUUGCCUCUGCCGCAGCCCCAAACUUUCGUUACUUCAAGACUCUGAACCUCAACACUCGAUUCUCUUCCUCACUGUGCGCAAUUGCUCGGGAUAAGAAAGAUAUGUUCACAACAGUCAGUAGUAGUAGUAGCGGAAAUGCAGGCGCAUACACCACGAUCAAAGAGAUUGUGAGAUUCGAAAAAGAAAUCAAGAAGAGCAAGUUCAUCGCCAUCGCUGGUCCUGUCACCAAUGAGCAGUCUGCCUUCUCUUUUCUCUCCCAGGUACGGGAACCGCGAGCUACUCACAAUUGCUGGGCGUAUCAGGUUGGAGAUCAAUUUAGGUCUAAUGAUGAUGGCGAGCCAUCUGGUACUGCUGGAAAACCAAUUCAUUCUGCUAUUGUCUCUUCGGGUAUUGACAGAGUCAUGGUGGUUGUGAUCAGGUAUUUUGGAGGUAUCAAACUCGGGACUGGGGGACUAGUCAGGGCUUAUGGGGGAGUAGCUUCCGAAUGCCUGAAAAGUGCUCAAACAUGUGUCGUGAAAUCUAAGGUUCCAAUGGGUGUGGAGGUACCAUUCAAUCUUCUAGGGGCUUUGUACCACCAGAUGCAAUCUUUUCACGUUGAGGACAUUAAGCAGGAUUAUGACUGUGGUAAAGAUGGUAUUACCAUGGUGACAUUCAAGGUUGAUUUCGACCGUGUUGAGAAGCUGGAGGAUGCUAUCAAAUCUAAUUGUAGCCGUGAAUUAAUCUUUUACAAGCAAUAAAUUAUACAGCUGUUCUUUGUACAUGAAUGCAGAGAAGGGAGAUACACAUCAAUAUAAAGAAAUCAAGUAUGCAUCCAAUCAAUGGCGGGUGGCUUAUGAGGUAAGUGAAUGAUGACUUUGUACAACUAUUUACAUUGCACAAUAAUCUAGAUAUCCUUUGUAAAAUACAUUUCCCAUUGAAAUGAAUAUUUAGUUAGUUCACGGCC